CUUAUAAGCAAGUUUUUGGUCUAAAAGUUCCUUUUUGUUUGGAAAUUUUGGAGUCUUUUGACUUCAUUUCACCUGAAGAACUCCCUAUUGCUGAGACUCUUCAACACACCAGAGGAGCUAGCUAUCUGUUCUUUAACUAAAUCUGCAGUUUUUUCUCAGAAUGAGGAGCACAAGCAAGGAAGGAGGAGGGGAGAUUCAAGGGGAGGACUUGGAACAGGUGACAGAACAGCCAUGGGAUGUGAAGAGUAUUCUUCCAUGGACAAAACAGAUAACCAUUCGGGGGAUUGUCGCGAGCUUAUUGAUUGGAAGCAUUUAUAGUGUGGUGGUGAUGAAGCUCAAUCUCACUACUGGACUGGUCCCAAAUCUCAAUGUCUCAGCUGCCCUUCUUGCAUAUGUAUGCAUACAGACAUGGACUAAGGCUCUGCAAAAGGCCAAUAUUGUCUCAACUCCUUUCACCAGACAGGAGAACACGGUUAUUCAGACGUGUGCAGUUGCGUGCUACAGCAUUGCUGUGGGAGGCGGUUUUGGAUCUUAUCUUCUGGCAUUGAACAAGAAGACAUAUGAGCAGGCUGGGAUUGAUACAGAAGGAAAUGUACCUGGGAGUUACAAGGAACCUGAACUUGGUUGGAUGAUUGGUUUCCUUUUUGUUGUUAGUUUUGUUGGGUUAUUAGCCUUGGUUCCUCUCAGAAAGAUCAUGAUAAUAGAUAAGAAACUACCUUAUCCAAGUGGAACUGCAACUGCUGUUCUAAUCAAUGGGUUCCAUACCCCAAAGGGAGAUAAGAUGGCCAAGAAACAAGUUCAUGGGUUCGUGAAAUUCUUCUCGAUCAGUUUCCUGUGGAGUUUCUUUCAGUGGUUUUACUCUGGGGGAGACCAGUGUGGAUUUGCAAACUUCCCAGUGUUCGGGUUGAAAGCUUGGAAGCAAUCAUUUUACUUCGAUUUCAGCAUGACCUACAUAGGUGCAGGAAUGAUUUGUUCCCACCUCGUAAAUUUGUCUUUGCUUCUCGGAGCUGUUCUGUCUUGGGGGAUAAUGUGGCCCUUGAUUCUCGAGCGCAAAGGAUCUUGGUUCCCUGCAACUUUACCCGAAAGCAGCAUGAGGAGUCUGACUGGUUACAAGGUUUUUGUUUCGAUUGCUCUGAUUCUGGGGGAUGGUCUCUACAAUUUUCUCAAGAUACUCGUUUUCACUGGUAGAAGCAUAUACACUGCCCUGAACAAGAAGAAUUCUAGAACAACAGUUCCAGAAGGCGAGAACGAGCCCCUUGAUGCUCUACAAAGAAACGAAGUGUUCAUUAGAGGCAGCAUUCCCUUGUGGGUAGCGUGUGUUGGGUACAUAUUCUUCUCGGUUAUCUCCAUCGUAGUAAUUCCAAUCAUGUUCCCCGCGUUGAGGUGGUACUAUGUUCUUGUUGCUUACAUUCUCGCGCCAUCUUUGAGCUUCUGCAAUGCAUACGGGGCUGGUUUGACUGACAUGAACAUGGCGUAUAAUUAUGGCAAAGUGGCUCUCUUUACACUAGCUGCUUUAACUGGGAAGGAGAAUGGAGUAGUUGCUGGGCUUAUCGGGUGUGGGCUCAUAAAAUCCAUUGUUUCGACGUCCUCUGAUCUGAUGCACGAUUUCAAGACGGGUCACCUCACGCUCACUUCCCCUCGAUCGAUGCUCGUUAGCCAGGGCGUCGGGACUGCAAUUGGCUGCGUGGUGGCUCCUCUCACGUUCUUCCUCUUCUACACCGCCUUUGAUGUAGGGGACCAGAACGGGGAGUACAAGGCGCCUUAUGCUCUCAUAUACAGAAACAUGGCCAUCCUAGGCGUCGAAGGCUUCUCUGCUCUCCCCCGCCAUUGCCUGCAGCUUUGUUAUGGCUUCUUCGCCUUUGCAGUAUCUGCCAACCUGACGAGAGACGUAGCCCCAGAGAGCGUCGGGAAAUGGGUCCCUCUCCCAAUGGCUAUGGCGGUUCCCUUCCUCGUCGGGGCUUCCUUCGCCAUUGACAUGUGCGUUGGAGCCUUGAUCGUGCACGUAUGGCAUAAGGUUAACGGUAGGAAAGCCGAUCUGAUGGUCCCUGCAGUGGCAUCAGGCCUGAUAUGUGGUGAUGGAUUAUGGAUUCUCCCAUCAGCAAUUCUUGCAUUAGCCAAAAUCAAGCCUGGAAUCUGCAUGAGCUUCUUCCCAACAAAGACCUCUUGAAAAUCCACCUCAGAUUCUGCAAUUUCGACAACAAUACAGCAACUAAUACAAGAAACAUUCCCCAACUCUUCCUUUUCCGUUUUCCUGUUGAUGAAAAAGUAAGAAAACGAAAAAAAACUUAUCUGAUACAAAUGAAAUAUCAAAAGUUG
Molecule: messenger RNA, 2316 nt
Organism: Ipomoea nil (Japanese morning glory)
Lineage: Eukaryota; Viridiplantae; Streptophyta; Magnoliopsida; Solanales; Convolvulaceae
Product: metal-nicotianamine transporter YSL3-like
Exons: 10
Coding region: 161-2167 (668 amino acids)
Biological process (GO): response to iron ion; seed development
Cellular component (GO): plasma membrane
Molecular function (GO): iron-nicotianamine transmembrane transporter activity; oligopeptide transmembrane transporter activity
Source: RefSeq, a predicted model, not a curated record